CCAAUUCCUGAGGGAAGGGACAUUUGUGGCGCCCAACGUGGGGCCUGUGACACGGGGGAUCCAGUGAGGAGCUAUAACAGAGGAAAAAAGGGGUGGCCACCCGUUUCUGAAACCCUCGAUUCAGUGAUAGCCUGUCACUGCGAGAUGCAGGUCUGUGGCUCCAGAGUGCUAUCUACAGCAGCUGGGAUAUUCCAGGCUCUUGGCCCAGUGUUUUGGCAACAAUUUGAUCUGAAGAUGGCAACCAGGGUGCUUUGGGGAAGCCUAUGCCUGCUCCGAGUGCUGUGGUGUCUCCUUCCGCAGACAGGCUACGUGCAUCCCGACGAGUUCUUCCAGUCACCUGAGGUCAUGGCAGAGGACAUCCUGGGCGUGCAGGCCACACGGCCCUGGGAGUUUUACCCCAGCAGCUCCUGCCGCACGGUGGUCUUCCCUCUACUGACCUCAGGCUCUACCUUCUGGCUUCUCAGGCUCUGGGAAGAGUUGGGGCCCUGGCCUGGCCUGGUGAGUGGCUACGUGCUACUGGUGGGGCCCCGACUCCUCCUCACUGCCCUCUCCUUUGCCCUGGAUGGGGCCAUGUAUCACUUGGCCCCACUGUGGGGGGCGGAUCGUUGGAAUGCCCUGGUCCUGCUGUCUGGUUCCUACGUCACCCUGGUCUUCUACACAAGGACCUUCUCCAACGCUGUCGAGGGACUGCUCUUCACAUGGCUGCUGGUGCUGGUAUCCCCCCAUGUAGCACGAAGCCCCACACCCAGGAAGUCUGCUCCAGGUCCAUGGUGGCACAGCUGGCUUCUCGGGGGCAUUGUGGCUGCUGGCUUUUUCAACCGCCCUACCUUUCUGGCCUUUGCUCUGGUCCCCCUCUUCCUCUGGGGCAUUCGUGGAGCCACAAACCCUGGCUUCAAGUCCCUGACCCGGGAAGCCCUGGUGCUGCUCCCAGGAGCGGCCCUCACAGCACUAGUGUUUGUGGCCAUGGACAGCUGGUACUUCUCUAGCCCCUCUAGACCCAGUACCCUUGUCCUUACACCUGUCAACUUCUUGCACUACAACCUGGAUCCCCAAAACUUGGCACAGCACGGCACACAUGUGCGGCUCACUCACCUGGCAGUCAAUGGCUUCCUGCUCUUCGGGGUUCUGCAUGUCCAAGCUCUGCACGCUGCAUGGCAACAGCUGCAAGUCUGCUGCCAGGCCUUUGCAAGAAUGGGCCUCCUGAGGGCACUGAGUGCCCAGAGCCUGUUGUCCAGCUCCAGAUCUUCCCUUCUUCUCCUCUACUUCAUGCCCCUGGCCCUACUGUCUGCCUUUAGCCACCAGGAGGCUCGGUUCCUGAUCCCCCUUCUGGUUCCCCUUGUCCUGCUGUGUAGUUCACAGACCCAACCUGUGCCCUGGAAGGGCACCCUGGUUCUUUUCAAUGCCCUAGGUGCCCUCUUCUUUGGCUGCCUGCAUCAGGGGGGCCUGGUGCCUGGCUUAGAGUACCUGGAGCAGGUGGUUCAUGCACCUGUGCUCCCGAGCAUGCCUAUCCACUACACACUUCUCUUCACCCACACCUACAUGCCCCCCCAGCACCUUCUACACCUCCCAGGCCUGGGGUCACCUGUGGAGGUGGUGGACAUGGGUGGGACUGAGGACUGGGACCUGUGCCAAGCCCUGAACAACUUCAUUAACCAACCAACCUGUCAAGGGGCUGGCGGGCCGUGGCUCUGCCGCCUCUUUGUGGUGACCCCUGGCACCACCAGGCAUGCCGUGGAGAAAUGCAGCUUUCCCCUCAAGAAUGAGACACUCAUGUUUCCCCACUUGACCCUGGAGGAUCCACCAGCCCUGUCCUCCCUGCUGAGUGAGGCUUGGAAGGACCAUCUCAGUCUUCACAUCAUGGAGCUGGGGGAAUAAGCCUGACAAUAUGACAGAACAGCCCCUGCCCAAGAUUCAGCUAUAGAAGGUGCCACUCCACGUUCUACAUGGGUAGCUGGGCUGGGAUGCUGGGACAGAGGCUUGGUUCUCCUUCGAGAUUCCCACUGCUGCCUGUCCUGGGCACAGCUGUUGACUGUUCUACCUUCUGAGUGAGCUGGCACUCUUUUCCCUCAGACCAAAGUUCUGACCAGUCACGAUCCUGAUGCCAAAGUCCCUAAGGAAUCUUGGUGUAACCAAUGGUACCUAAUGUCUGUUCCUGCCCCAUUCCUUCCAGCCACUGUGAUAUUUUAAAUACUGUGUAAAAUAGCACCUGGUUGUGAAAAAUGACAGUCCUGAAUGACCUCUCCCAAA
Messenger RNA from Galeopterus variegatus (Sunda flying lemur), 2247 nucleotides. RefSeq names its product phosphatidylinositol glycan anchor biosynthesis, class Z (gene PIGZ). The record is from RefSeq and is a predicted model, not a curated record. NCBI's taxonomy places the organism in Eukaryota, Metazoa, Chordata, Mammalia, Dermoptera, Cynocephalidae. Gene Ontology annotation, cellular component: endoplasmic reticulum membrane. Gene Ontology annotation, molecular function: alpha-1,2-mannosyltransferase activity. Gene Ontology annotation, biological process: GPI anchor biosynthetic process.